ACCUUUUGUAUUUUCUAAUUUGGAACGUUCAAGUAUAAACACUAUUUUCAUUAUCUUUAUUCUAGGACAUGUCAGUCAACCAUCAACAAGCACAGCAAUGAACGAAAUUUCUACGAACGAGAUCGUAAAUGUGUUGAACCAAAACAGCAAAUUCCGUAACAUACUUGCCAGUAAGUUGAACUUGAGUAGCGUUCCCUCCCAUACGGAAUUACUACACAUGGUUCGAAUCCUGUGCGAUCAUUUUUUCGGCAACCGGAUCAGAGAGCAGCAUGAUUACCCAAAAACACAAGAAAAGAAGCUACUUGCAGAGCGUAUUAUUGAAGCGUUCCCGCAAUUAGCUCGGCCUGCUUCGCGCGGAGCGCCAGCUGAAUCGAUGUUUUUUUAAGCACAACGGACAGUCCAAGGGGACUCAUAGUG
Topomyia yanbarensis is the source of this 417-nucleotide messenger RNA. RefSeq lists its product as uncharacterized. NCBI's taxonomy places the organism in Eukaryota, Metazoa, Arthropoda, Insecta, Diptera, Culicidae. The record is from RefSeq and is a predicted model, not a curated record. The transcript is spliced from 4 exons. The coding region runs from base 98 to 385 and encodes 95 amino acids.